Molecule: messenger RNA, 1206 nt
Organism: Bombus pascuorum
Lineage: Eukaryota; Metazoa; Arthropoda; Insecta; Hymenoptera; Apidae
Product: leucine-rich repeat-containing protein 15-like
Exons: 1
Coding region: 1-1089 (362 amino acids)
Molecular function (GO): protein binding
Source: RefSeq, a predicted model, not a curated record
AUGCAUAUAACAGAGCGAUACGAUGGCAGACAGUGGCUUAACCCGGUAUCUGGUCAGAAGGUUUGCAUCGUGAUGUGGCUGCUUGUUCUCUCGCUGGUCAUACCAACAUCCCUGUCGUCGUCGCCAGACGUGGUGACGUGUAGGCAAAGCAACGACUACACGAUCUGCCGUGAGGAGGAUGUUCUCGUGAAUGUCAGCCAACACGGGGAAGCGAACAGCUUGAGCAUCCACGAUCUAAGCCUAAUCGAGGUGCGUGAGGACGCGUUCGAGAACUUGACAGCAACCAGCUUGAGCCUGGGUCACGGCAACCGAAUUUCCACACUAACGAAGCUGUCCUUUCGUGGAUUAGCGGAUUUGGAGGAGCUGCACCUGGACAACAACCGAGUCAGUCUGAAACCUUAUCUGUUCUCCGAGCUGAAGAAGCUGAAGGCUCUCUAUCUGAGCUUCAAUCGGAUCGAUCACCUACCCAAACACGCAUUCGAUGGAUUGCCCUAUCUGAAGUGGCUGUUCCUCAGAUACAAUCGCUUAACGUCCAUCGAGCAAGACACUUUCGUUGACCUGACCGAUCUGUUGCAGUUUCUUAGGUUGGAUAACAACAGGAUCGGCAAGAUUGUGCCCGGCAGCUUCGAGAAGCUACACGAACUCACUCAUUUGCAUUUGGAAUAUAAUCUUAUAAGCAAGAUCCUACCUGGCACGUUUCGUGGACUGAAAGCAUUGACCGCUCUGUUUCUCGAUUACAAUUCACUGACGAACAUUUUCAAAGGAGAUUUUGAUGACCUGGACUCGUUGCAGAUGCUGAACCUUCAGUUUAACGAGAUCGCUGACAUAGAACCUGGGUCCUUCGACAAUCUGUCUAGCUUGAGAAAAUUGAACUUGAGGAGGAACAAACUGACCCAUAUUACCGUCGGAAUCUUUGACAAACUGGCCAAAUUGUAUGAUCUAGAUUUGUCUUACAAUUUCAUUGACAUCGUAGAUCCUGCAGCUUUUAACAGUGGCAAUAUAGAAUCCUUCCAUUUCAUUCAUAACAAUCUCAGUGACAUCAAUGAAAACGUCGUUGGAUUGUCCUCUUCCACCAUAAUAUACUCAUAAACCUGACACCAUAAACAAAUCAAUAAAUAUGUGAGGGUCGUUUAAUUCAAUGGAACGUGAUCCAGAGGAACUCGAAUGGAAAUUCAGACGGUAACCGUUCUAAACGUUCCUAGAAAA